Molecule: messenger RNA, 3223 nt
Organism: Spea bombifrons (plains spadefoot toad)
Lineage: Eukaryota; Metazoa; Chordata; Amphibia; Anura; Pelobatidae
Gene: HPS6
Product: HPS6 biogenesis of lysosomal organelles complex 2 subunit 3
Exons: 1
Coding region: 194-2647 (817 amino acids)
Biological process (GO): melanocyte differentiation; lysosome localization; protein localization to membrane
Cellular component (GO): lysosomal membrane; BLOC-2 complex
Source: RefSeq, a predicted model, not a curated record
GAGCGGAUUGGCUGACGCCUAGACCAAUCAUAAGCGUGUGUGAGGCUGGGUGAUCCGGAAGCCAGUCUGACAGUGCACAGUCCCGUGAUGUUGGGCACAAGGUGCGUUUGAACAGUCGAAGCCUCGGCACCUAAAGGCGGGUCCUGGGGCGCUUGGGUUCUCCGGUACCCUGAGAGGUGCUGGGCGUCUGGAUAUGACGAAGUUCGGGUCCCCGGAGCAACUCUCCGAUUUCAGUGAUUUCGGCCGGCAGCAAGUUCUGCGCGAUGUCCAGCGAGAUGGAGAAUCCCGGGCGCUCUGCAGCCCGGACGGAAAGCACCUUUUCCUCCUGCUCCCUCACAGACUGCUCUCCUUCCUCCGCUUACCCACAGAGGCCCCGCUCCUCCCUGCCUCCUAUCUGGAGAUAACAUGGACCUCCCCGCAGCUUGUUGGGGUUCUCUUCCUCGAAUGCUCAGAGCACCCAUGGUUACUGACCCUGGUUUGGGAAAGCGGCCGGGCAGAAGUGUGGAGUCCACCCAGGGGUCCCUUCAGCAAGGGCUGGGUGUUACUGCAGACCCUGGAGCUGUGCAACAGUGCCCGGGCUAGGGUGGUAUCGGUCUGCAACAGCGGCAGGGAUCUGGUUUGGUGUGAGGAGAGACCCCCUUCUGGGGCCAAAGCAUUGUCGUCAUCAUCAUCCACAGACAGACCAUACAGUUACUGCAUCUGCCAGCGGUUCCUGGUGCUCCACAAACAGCAAGUGACUCUGGGCGGUAUGAAAAUAGUCUUACAUCACAGUCCUCUGUACCAUCUUCAUUCAACGCCACAUCAUAUCUUCAUGAUACCUGAUGGUGGCACCAAGGGCAUUGCCACCCGCCUCCUACUUGUGUAUUCCCAUGUGGAAGAGAAAAUCACCAUGACGUCUAUAUCCACUGGACUUAUUCACAGCAAGAGCCUGACUGAGGCCGAGUCAGACUUCCAAAAAAUGGUUGUUGAAUAUCUAGGCUUUGUGACUUCUCAGACCCCUUUGAAUAACGUGUGCCUCAACGUGACUAAGUCAGGUGAACUACUACUAAUGGAUUCCAGUAGGCAUAUAUAUUUACUUAGCCCAGAUGGAGCAAUGAGACUUGUUUGUGACAUUGAUAACCACCCUGUUGCGAGCGAUGCCCAAAUUGCUAUGCAGAUAUUUGAUAGAACACUGGCCUGUGCCUUGGACUCCGUCUUGUACCUCAUCGAUAUCAGUACUGGAAGGUUGAUGGAGAAAAAAAUACUAAAUGCCGAUAGAUUGUUCUUCUUGAGCGUCUUCGAGACCAGCGCUAUUCAGUUCUUGACAAAGAACGGGAUUUAUAAAAUUAGCCGUUCCAGUGGUGUAAUGGGAAAUUUUGAAAAUAAUGUCAAAUCUGAGCCGGCGUUGGUAGAAAUGAUUUUUGAAGAAGCUUGUAAGUACUACCAAAGAAGGAGUCUCAGCAAUACCAAACUUACAGUGCAGUCAUUGAAGACGGAAGGCGUUUUCCAAGCGCCGAUAAUGUUAUCCUCUAUUCUUAAGUACUACCAGAAAAAAGAAAAGUCAAUAGAUCUUAAGUAUGUGGACUUAUUGAGCACAAUGAACAAUGACCUUGAGAGCUACUUAAGCCUGGAACGUCUUAAAACUUGCAUUAUUAAUGUUGCGGAAGAAGACAUAGAGAAGUAUUGUGAGGAUUUGGUAGACCAAGAGAUCAAUCGUCUUCUUCACUCCGACUUGGAUAGAGAGAGCUUAAUCUACAUCAACUCUCUUUUCUCCCUGUUUCCGGAAGCCGCGUGGCUGUCCGUCAGGAAUAACCUUCAAUUCCAGCAAAACGGUGAUGGAAAGCUUGUAGUCAGAGCAACGCCCGAUAUGUGGAAGAAGGUACUAGGACCCCUUCCUUCUGGGUCAAAGGAAAGCUCUCAAAAUGGAGUGUACCCUCUCUUUGAGGUCAUUUGUCAGUCUCUGUAUACAUUUAAACCCAAAUGGCUGCCAAUGUUUGUAAAGCACGCACAAGAUUGUUUGGGGCUUUCCUGGGGCUUUAGUAACAAAGACAAUUGUGAAAGUGUACCUUUGUAUAAAAGGGCUUUGUCCGUGCUGAGUAAGCAAAAAGAAUACACUACCGCUGAUCAGGAUUGUGACUUAGAGGUUGACAUUUUAUUAUGCAGUGGAAGGCCGCUGGCUAUCACCCAGGCAAUCCAUAUCUUAAUUGGCUUACAGCAGUGGGAAAGGGUUAUGGAAGAAACCAAAAAGUUCUCGCAACUGAGUCCUGUCAUUACCAAAGAUAUUUUCGUCACGCUCUUGGUAGAAUUUGUCAAGCGCAGGUAUUUGGACGCUUAUGUUAACCAGAUCUGUGACAUCUGCCCGGAAGAUAUGACUGCUACUGCUCUUCUGCGCAUUGUCCUACAGAACUUGCCCAAAACGGAAGGAGACCAGUGUCCGUUCCCCUCUGAUGAUGGAGCGCAUUUUACCAUCGGCUUGCUGAAGCCGCUGCUGAGCAAAGUGUUACAAAAUCAGGCCAGGAUAGAUCAGAAAGCCAUCUCUCCAACCUUUCUGCCGUCUCCUCCACCACGGACUGACAAAUUGGGGGCAGACCAUGUUUUCCUUAAUGGAAAUGGUUUAACCCCUGAAUAUUGUCCUUUGACGGACAUCCGCACAGCUAAUGGCUUGUGAACAUGCCUCCUUACACUGUGUGCCAGUUGUAAAGGUGUCGGGGGGGGGGGUUAUUUAAAGCACUUUCUGUUCAUUUGAUAAUUUUCCGCUCCUGUAUUUAUGUCAGUGUUAUUUUGAUUGUUUUUUGUUUCACUCCUUAUAAUGGGACACACUUCUUCACUUUCUGUGUCUUAUAUUUGAAAUGUUGCCUAUUUUGAGUUGUAACCUCUCCUCUUUACCACGCAAACGGCGAUGACAAGCAAGUCAGUCUUUAGCGGUGCCUCCUGUAAAUUAAGUAUUAACACUUCAGUUGUAAAUAAUCCACGUGUUGUAAGUAUAUUUAAAUAUAUAUCUAGUUACUAAGUGUAGAGUAGUUUGGGAAAGCAUCCCUUACAAAGAGUCCAUUGUUUUCACUUAUUGCCCAAUAUAGGGCUGGUUUUAUAUAGAAACAAGUAAUUUCUUUGCAGGAAACCUGAGGUUAUCAUGGGAGCCUUGAAGUGUAAAAAGAUGCCUGCUUUAUUUAUGAAGCACAUUUUAGUUGCGUACUCCAUUUUAAUUUGCAGUAUUGGUGAAAUACAAUAAAUGCUUUUAAUCCUU